AUCUUUUUCUCUCCGCGUUGAAAGGUGAAAGAUAAACACGGAACUUGUGCAGCCAGUUUAGUUGUAAAGCCUAGACCCUUCAUCUUUUCCCCACUACAUUAGAAGGAGAAGGAUAAACUCUGAAGCUCGAUUCUUGAAUUCAUUCGCAUGAUAAACGUAUGCGCAAAUUCUGCUCUUACGGAAAAGUUGGAAGCCGAUUGGCCAUUUGCAUGAUUUUUAACCAACAGAUUCUCAACUUUUCCGCAAGCAGGAAUUUCGUAUACGUUUCUCUUUCGGAUUUCUCACACAUCGUGUGUUAAUGCAUUUUAUUUUACGUUUGUUUGUUCAGAUUUUUCAAGGGACUCUGUUCCUAUUGUUUCUAUUUAUUCCUUGUUGCAAUAAGAAUGUUUGUAUGCAUGCAUCGUUGAAUUACAUUCAUUUUUGUGCCGACAAGCCGCGUGGAUGCCAAACUGACUCGAACGUUUUCGAAAAGCGCGCCAUAGUUGGCCUGAAAAUGGCAGACGGGAUCGAAAUUCUCACUCGACGGAGGAUCUAGGCGCUUUCCAGUACUUCGUGACACGCAGGCGCGGUGCACCGUUUACACGUGCGUUUCAGCGCGUUUGCAACGCGGGGUUCACGAUCGUAUAUGCUAUUUAAUUUUAAUUAUCGCACUGAUUGGUAGACGAUGUUAAUCCGUGCCGGUUAUUAACGACUGCGGACAAACUGCCAACGAAAUGGGCUUGACCAAGCAGUAUCUGAGGUACGUGCCGGCGGGUAACGCGAACAUAAUCGCGAGCCCGCGAUGCAACGUAGUCUUCGUAAAGCUGGACGGCCAGGAGGGCAGAUUCGUAGCUGCCGCCGCGUGCGAGCAUGUAUACAUCUGGGACCUGCGACUCGGAGAGAAGGCACGAGUGUUGUCUGGAGAAAAGGUGUGCGUGACACGCCUGGCCGCGUCGCCCGACAAAAGGCACAUCGCGGUCGGUUACGCGGACGGCACGGCGAAGACCUUCGAUCUGGUCGCCGGCGAGAACGUCAGCGUGUUCGUGGGACACAAGUCUGAAAUAACAACCUUGGCGUAUGACGCGUUGGGACACAGAUUAGCCACCGGUUCCCAGGACACGGAUAUCAUAGUCUGGGACGUUGUGGCGGAAGCUGGUAUAUGCCGCUUAAGCGGGCACAAGGGUGUCGUAACCAAGCUGGUAUUCAUGAAGGAACACAACAUUAUUAUUAGCGCCAGCAAGGAUACGCUUGUCAAGUUUUGGGAUCUGGACACGGAGCACAACUUCAAAACCCUUGUCGGACACAAGUCGGAAGUUUGGAGUCUUGCCCUGAUGAGCGACGACCGGUAUCUAAUAACGGGAUGCAACGAUGCGGAAUUGCGCGUUUGGAAAAUAACCUUCCUUGAAGGCAAGAAUAUUGAAUUGGACACCGCUGUUGGUACAGAUAUCAAUGAAGAAAGUGAGGAAAGCGUGGAUACAGAUAUGAAAUAUCCUAUAAAAUGUGAAAAAGUUGGAAGCAUGUUAAGAACAGCCGGCGGCCGAGUUGUUUCGCUAGAAGUUGACUCCACGUGUAAAGUUCUUGGGUGCUACGGAGUAGGAAAUUCCAUAGAGCUGUUUUAUCUAGUACCUGAAGAUACGGUCAAGGAUAGAUUUGCGAAAAGGUUGAAGAAAGAAAGGCGAAAGGCUCAGAAGGAAGGGAAUGACGCAGGAAAGGAGCUACCAAGUGCACCGUCCCUCAAAGACGAGAUAAAACGUUUACCUGUUGUUCAAGUGACCGGCAAAGCGAAAGGCCUCGAUUUAGUUAUAGGCAAAGGCAGCGAACUUCGAUUAUGUGUCGGAGUGAAUAACAAUUCGGUCGAAUUACAUUCUUUGUACAUGGAAGAGAAGGAUCUCGAAGUGAAGCGUUUGCGUUCAAUAACGGCACAUGGGCAUCGUACAGACGUUCGAGCUGUCUGUUUUAGCUCCGACAAUUUGGCGUUUGCUAGUGUCAGCGGAGAUUCUGUCAAAUUAUGGAAUAGACCGACGUUGUCGUGUUUACGCACGGUGCAGUGCGGCUAUGCCUUGACGGUGACAUUCGUGCCGGGCGACAGACAUCUGAUUGUCGGUUUGAAAGACGGGAAAAUGCUCAUUAUCGACAUCGUAUCUGGCGAUAUCCUGGAAGAAGUGCCGGCACAUUCCAAGGAGCUCUGGAGCGUGACGUUAUUUCCCGAUCUGAAAGGAGUUGCCAGCGGCGGUGGUGAUCGGACGGUGAAAUUUUGGAAUUUUGAACUUAUUCAAGAUCCUGACAGUCAGAUAAAAGCGAAAGUUCUUUCCGUCUUGCACAUGAGAACGCUCAAGCUUGAGGAAAGCGUACUGUGCGUACGAAUAAGUCCGAAUAAUAGAUUUGUGGCGGUUUCUCUAUUGGACUCGACCGUUAAAAUCUUCUUCCUGGACACGUUUAAGUUCUUUGUGUCGCUUUACGGACACAAGCUACCAGCACUGUGCAUAGAUAUAUCCAGCGACUCCACGCUCAUAGCAACCGGGUCUGCUGAUCGCAACAUUAAGAUCUGGGGUCUGGACUUCGGCGAUUGCCACAAGUCUAUAUUCGCGCACGACGACUCCGUCACAGGUCUCUCCUUCGUGCCUGGAACUCACUAUUUCUUUUCCGCCGGUAAAGACGGCAGGAUCAAGCAAUGGGACGCUGAUAUAUUUCAAAAAAUCACCACGCUACCAGGCCACGCUGGAGAAAGUUGGAACUGUUGCGUUUCGCCGAACGGGGUCUUCGUCGCGUCAUGCGGUUCCGAUAGAGUAGUGAGAUUGUACGAGAAGACUGACGAACCUUUGGUACUGCAGGACGAAGCAGAAGAAGAAAGGGAACAACAGGAGAACGAAUUGGUUACCGGGGAAAGCACCGCGGUAUUAGGGCAGAAGCAACAGGCGUUACCUUCCAGAAAGACCGUUAACAGUGAGAGGGCUGCCGAGCUGAUACUGGAAUGCUUGGAAAUCUGCAACCAGUACGAGACAGAACUGAGUAAAGCUGUUUCUGCCGACAAAGCGCCGCCUCUUCCUCUACUGAUGCAGGGCUACGAUUGCACGAGCACGGAAGACUUCUUAUUGGAAACUUUUAAACGAGUCAGGGCGAGUGAAAUGGAGGAGACGUUACUGUUGUUGCCGUACUCUGCCGCCUGUGAUAUUCUUCGGAGACUCCCUGACUUGUUGAGAAGCGAUUAUCACACUGAGCUAUUAGUCAGAUUAGCUCUGAGCUUGGUGCAAGCGCACCACGGCCCGAUAGUAGCCAACCUAAAUCUUUUGCCCACGUUGGAAAUUGUAAAGAAACUCGCCGUGGAAAAGAUCACUGCUUUAAGGGACACCGUCGGUUUUAACUUGCACGGCAUGAUGUACGUGCAACGCAUUUUAGAGGAGCGGGAAGGAGUCAAGUUCUUCAGAGACGCCAGUAAGAAGGUCGCGCACAAGAAGAAGAUCAGAAGGAACAAGGAGAAGGCUGUAAAGAGGGCGGUUAUGAACUUGUAGAUCCUCCCGGCGACAUUAAGAGCUUUGUACGCGUGCAUACGUAGCACAAAUUUUCAUAUACCUUAUGUACAUACUAUACGACGUAUUAAAUAUUACCUGGGCCUUUUACAAACUCGUUAGGAAUUAAUAGCAGUUGGCUCAACUAACUAAAACUUCGUGUGCCCUAACAUGGAGUUCGUCAAAUUCCUGCGAGUGAGAGGGAGAGAAACAUAGAGGCUAUCUCGCUCUUCUACGAUCGUAGAAACCCAGUCUCUGAUUGCAGGGUCUUCUACCCUAACGUAGCACUAAAUUGUUGAAUUCCUGUGUCAAUAAAUCGGUCAGACUUUGCUCGGUUAAUUAAAUCGGCAAUGAAUCAAGAAUGUUGUUGAAUAAUUCGUGCAAAGCCGCUCAGUCAAUUACAUAGGCGAUGAAUCAAGAAUAUUGUUGAAUACCAUCUUAAAUCACAUUUUUUUAAAUAAAAAUUACAAGCUACCUACAUUGGCGUUUUCUCAUAUGUUUAGUUUUAGUUAGGGGUCUUACUUUAACAACUUUAGAAUGUGAAUCGCCAGUGAAUGUUCAACGAUAUGCUUGUUUUUUAUAAAAUAAUUGUAGAUUGUUGAAUUCCCUGAAAAGGACCACAACCCGCAUGGUCG
Vollenhovia emeryi is the source of this 4120-nucleotide messenger RNA. RefSeq names its product WD repeat-containing protein 3. Gene Ontology annotation, molecular function: protein binding; snoRNA binding. Gene Ontology annotation, cellular component: Pwp2p-containing subcomplex of 90S preribosome; small-subunit processome. The transcript is spliced from 15 exons. Lineage: Eukaryota; Metazoa; Arthropoda; Insecta; Hymenoptera; Formicidae. The coding region runs from base 714 to 3488 and encodes 924 amino acids. Gene Ontology annotation, biological process: maturation of SSU-rRNA. The record is from RefSeq and is a predicted model, not a curated record.